AUGCAGAACAAGAAGCAGUUCCAGUACCGCUACCUCGAGAAGAUCAUAGAGAGCUGCGAACUGGCCAACGGCCUCGCGCAGAGCAUGUCAACGUUGUCUAAGCGAGACUUGAAGCUUUCGGUGAAGACCCUCCACGACAGGGGCUAUGAGCUGCCCCGUAGCAUGAGGCUUGUUGUCAGCAAAAAGGUUGUCGAGUUCCUGUCGGAGGACCUGCGUGACACCCUCCAGCUCAAGGAGGUCAGGCAGAAGAAGCAGGCUCCCUUGAUUGCUGAGUUUGUCGACAUCAUGUCGGUCUGGAAAACACCGGACCAAGCUGCAGGAGAGGAGAUGAAGUGGACUUUCGCGAGACCCCUCUUUGCAGCCUUGGCAGUGGAGCUUGCAGAGCAGAUCCAGGAUGAGGACAUGGACAUGAGCGCAGCGUUGAGUGAGGAGACCCAGCAGCAACGUGCGGCGCUGAACCAGGAGUUUCAAGACAUCGUCUUCGGUGCCAUCACCAACACUGCAUUCAUGCAGCUGUUUGACAACGAGGACAUCGGCCCAAAGCGCGAGCUCCUGCUGCGUGUGUCCGAGGCAUACGUCAAGGCCUUCAACGACGACAAGGUGCGGGAAAUGGAGUCCGACAGGUUGCUGCCCGCAGCACGUGCGGUAGCCGAGAACUUGGCGGACGUCUUCGUCUCCUUGACGAUGCUCCUCAACCCCGGCAAUCUCGAGAGCAACAUCGCAGCGGUGUCCAAGCUUGUCGGUGGUGAGGCCAAGAGCCAGAACAAGUUGGAGUCUGCUGUGGCUUUGUGUCUGAGCACUGCUAGCUGGCAAAAGUUGGUGGACGAGGUGAUCACGACAGCGCCAGCUACGAUGAAGCAUGCCGGUACCGUGCGGGACAUGUGUGAAGGGCUUGCGAAGGAGAUGUCCUCGUCCGAUGUGGCUGUCACUGACGAGCUUCGCAGGAGUGUGCAGAAGCUGAGUGAGUUGAAGCGUGUGCUGCGACCGGGAGCCACCAGAUCCUUGGAGGAUUGCUUGCAACGACGAUUGCAAGAGGUCGGCACGAAGACCCUAGAGAAGUCUGACGUCGAGGGAUUGCCAGCUGACCAUGUUCGUGUGGUGCUGCAAGGCCUUCGCCUGUUCUCUGGCAAUGAAAGAAGCUUGCUGGAGCUGGAGUUGAAGAUCAUGGACUGGUCUGCCAGGAUGUCCAAGCAGCUUGGCUGGAAGAACCUGGCAGAGAUUCGCACUUCUUUGCUUGGAGUGGCCGAAGAUGCAGAGCUUAUCUUCCCGUACGAGGAGAUCAAGGAAGUGAUUGAGGCUGUGGGUGACAGUGGCACGGACACCAACUUCGAGGACCUGCAGCUUCUGACGGAUCUUGCAGCGAAGGACCUUUUGGCCAAGGCAGGUUGA
Messenger RNA from Symbiodinium sp. CCMP2592, 1389 nucleotides. The record is from the annotation of a GenBank genome assembly. Lineage: Eukaryota; Dinophyceae; Suessiales; Symbiodiniaceae.